Molecule: messenger RNA, 3291 nt
Organism: Trematomus bernacchii (emerald rockcod)
Lineage: Eukaryota; Metazoa; Chordata; Actinopteri; Perciformes; Nototheniidae
Product: cytosolic 5'-nucleotidase 1A-like
Exons: 6
Coding region: 250-1356 (368 amino acids)
Biological process (GO): adenosine metabolic process; nucleotide metabolic process
Cellular component (GO): cytoplasm; cytosol
Molecular function (GO): nucleotide binding; 5'-nucleotidase activity; magnesium ion binding
Source: RefSeq, a predicted model, not a curated record
GAACAGAUUGUUCUGAAUCUCUCUUCAUCUCUUUUUUAUUCUCCAAUCAUCUUCUUUCUUUGGAAUAUCAUUUAGCUAAGUGCCUCUGCUGCUAUAGCCAGGGUGAUCUCAUCUCUUGUGUGCACCAGGACUGAAGAGUGAGUAAGGACUUAGCUGGGAACUCCCUGCCAAAGAGAGGGAGAGAGAAGAGAGCUAUCAGGGGACACACUGGGAUUCAGUGUGGACCUGAGGGAGAGCCGAGGAGGUAAGAUGAGUCAAAACCACGGACACACACUGACAGCCCGUGGACCUGACUUGACCAGCAUCAGCAACCGGGCCCCCUGGGAAGAUGCUAGGAUGAAGUUGAAGCCCUCCACCCCCACCAGGAAACCGAAACCUCCAAAGCCGGAGAAUGCCAUCACCAUCGGCGUGUCGGCACGAGUCCUCUUCAACAUGGAGAAGGAGCAGCAGAUCUACGAGCAGCAGGGCCUUGAAGACUACAUCAAGUAUCAGGUGGAGCAUGAAACGCAGCCUUUCAGCCCCGGCCCUGCCUUCUCCUUUGUCAAGGCUCUGGAGGCUGUGAACACUCAACUGAGGGAGCUUUACCCUGACAGCGAGGAGCUGUUUGAUGUGGUGCUUAUGACCAACAACCAUGCAUACGUUGGCCUAAGACUUAUCAAUACCAUCAAUCAUCACCAGUUGUUCAUCGAGCGCUUCUGUAUGACGGGAGGGAACAGUCCCAUAGGCUACUUGAAGGCCUACCACACUAACCUGUACCUGUCUUCUGAUCCAGACAAGGUUCGAGAAGCUCUGGAAGAAGGUAUAGCAGCAGCUACCAUGUUCACCCAAGAGAAGAUAACGGAAGUGUCGGACACCCAGCUGCGAGUCGCCUUCGAUGGUGACGCCGUCCUCUUCUCUGAUGAGUCUGAGCGCAUUUACAAGGCCCAUGGACUGGACAAGUUCUUUGAGCAUGAGAAGGCACACGAGAACAAGCCUCUAGACCAUGGACCCCUGAAAGGUUUCCUGGAGGCUUUAGGAAAGCUGCAGAAGAAGUUUUAUGGCAAAGGUCAGCGCAUGGACUGCCCCAUCCGGACCUACUUGGUGACCGCUCGCAGCGCAGCCAGCUCUGGUACCAGGGCUCUGAAAACUCUGCGCUCGUGGGGUCUGGAGAUCGAUGAGGCUCUCUUUCUGGCAGGGGCACCCAAGGGCCCCAUGCUUGAGAAGAUCAGGCCGCACAUUUUCUUUGAUGACCAGAUGUUUCAUGUGGAGGGGGCAGCGGAAAUCGGGACAGUAGCAUGCCACGUGCCCUAUGGGAUAUCUCAGGCAAUGCCGAAGAAAGGAAUCAAUGACAAAGAGACUUCUUCAGCACCAAAGUAGCCUGAACAUCACUGGGUUACAACUGUAUAUUUACCUGUUAUGUUAUCCAUUGUUUCUUACGUUUUCAGUUAAUAAAAAGAGGUACAACUUUCUAACAAGAGCUCAACUAAACCCUUUAUCAUUUUAGAUUAUUCAGGGUGCAAAAUCGUAUGACUAUGUUGUAAAAAAGGGCUGCAGAGGAUCUCUAGACCAAAAUAAAUUAUAAAACCACAUCAAUUAUCCACUAAUGAUUUGUAAACAUUUAUUACAGUACUAUUACUAAAUAGAGUAGAUAUACACCAGUCAAGGGAUCAUUCACAACCUUGACACCUAUCUCUGCUUCUUAACCUGCCUCCCCGUAGUUUUUACUGCUUUUGGUUCCGCAUUCCUGCCAAACCCUGACAGAACAAACUCACCAAGAUGGACCCAGCAGUACUUUUUGAGGAUGACCUUUAUGAUUUAUCUCACAAACUUUUAUGCAUUCUUGUAUGUGGAGGAGAGCACCUUGUAAAGAGGCUCAGGAGGCCGCUCUUUCCCUUGCAUGCUGGGAAGUGGCUGAUAAGCCCUGGUUAUGGAGCUCACUGCCAGGCUUUUGAAGGAACUUUGUGAAUUCCCCCGAUAGACUGCACGCCUGCUUUAAACUCCUGUCACCCCUGUGCUCCGGAUGCUGUGUCUCCAGACGGGUCCCACAGGCCUCCUGCCCGUCCUACAGAGGGGUCCUGCCGUCCUCCAGAGGGGACCCGCCGCAUUCCAAGGCGACCUCCAGAGUGGUCCCUUUAAAAAACACAAAGAAUCGUAUCAAAAUAAAGUAUAUUAAAAAAUAAAAGCAGAACCAAAUAUCCCAAAAAAACACAGAUUCAAAGCAAGAUUUAUUUAGACACCAUAAAAUGAACUGUUGUGGAAAUAUUUUCCUAGGCCCAUAACUUUGACCUACCAGUUUGUACUGCCCUCGCGGAGCACAGGCCUGCGACCUUGGGCUGCUGUGCUCUCUGUGUCCCUAUUCCAGCCUGUUGGCAUCAGCUGAUAGAGGUGUUAUUGUUCUGUGCCUGAUUUAUCUUGUCAUGCAAAAUGUUAAUUAUUCUCUCAUAACCAGCUAAAUACAUGGGACUGGGGGGAGAGAUCUUCAGAAUUGGUUUGGACAAGAGCUGUAUCACCUCGUGGCUGCAGCAAAUGUCUUUGUCAAUCCUCCAGCCGUAACUUCAAAUAAAUAAGUUUGCCAUCAAGUUCCUGCUCUCCCAUAAUCUCAUUGUGUUUCGACUCCACACUCCAGAAACCUCAGAUUAUUUUUGAUAAAGAGGGAGUCUGUGCAGCCGAGAUGUGAUUUAUGCAGAAUCUCAAUUUAGAAGUAAACAGUUCUGUCAAUUAAUUGCUUGUCUUUGUGUUUAAGAGUUUUGAAACUUGUGCCUUUUUUGUCAAAGUGGCAUGUUGUUGAUAUCAGUCUGUUGUAAAUGUGUUUUUUGGAUCGAUGUGUAUGAAUGUAUUUUGAAAAUGGCAAAUUUGUGAAAUUAACUAUUUUACAUAAUAUUUAUUUAAAAUGUAUUCCUGUUCAAUACAUAAUACACUCAGUGUUUAUUGACAUGCAUCUUGUGCAAUUUUUGUUUCUGCUACUUGACCCCAAAGUGCAGAAGGUUCAAUGUCUCUCUUGUUGCCUGCCUGUCUGUCUCAUUCUGUCAUUCAGUAGUUGUUAUAUUUUCUAAAGUCCAUGGUCACUCUUUGUAUGAGUGUGAAGCAAGUUGGUAUUGACUAAACAAUCUUGUUAUGAUGUGGAAUCUUGGUAAAUCUGGGCCAAAUGUGGACUGUUUAAGUAAAAAUGUAAUGUAUGUAUUAAAAUGUUAGGAAAAUAUCACUAUUUUCUUUACUCCCCCACCCCUAAAAAGGGCUCAUUGGUUAUGCAGAGGUGAACGUUUCAGACUCUUAUUCAAGGAUUUUAAUAAAAAGCAAGAGCUAAAACAAAAA